This is a messenger RNA of Synchiropus splendidus (mandarinfish), 4865 nucleotides long. It is a transcript of the gene negr1, whose product is annotated as neuronal growth regulator 1. The coding region runs from base 466 to 1539 and encodes 357 amino acids. The transcript has 8 exons. Gene Ontology annotation, cellular component: neuron projection. The record is from RefSeq and is a predicted model, not a curated record. NCBI's taxonomy places the organism in Eukaryota, Metazoa, Chordata, Actinopteri, Syngnathiformes, Callionymidae.
GUUUUUCCACCUGCGCCACCAAGUCAGUUCGGCUCCGAUUGUUCGUUUUCCAGUUGAAAAUAAAUUGGGGCGCUUCUCCAGUCGAUAUCUUUAAUUGCUCCCGGGUUCUAUCAAUACCUACCGGUUCUCGCGCUCCAUCACGAGCCACUGGGAACGGGUUGCCGGGGAAACGGCCGCAUGGCAACAGGAUCAGAGCCUGGGGGUUGUCUGCUUCUAGGUCUGCUCCCAUUUUACAUCGCGUUUCCUCACUAGAUAGUGCGCGAGCCACUGGAGAGCACACGUCCCUCUCCCAGCCGCUGCCAAGCCGACCUGGGAAACUAUACAGCGGCGCCCUUUCUUCUGUCAAAAAAGGCGGUAAAAGUGUGGAAGUAAAUCGCGUCUUUUUGGAGGUGCUUGUCUUCGCCGCUAACCAUCGAGUUUUGCUGCGAGAAGUCUUGAGGAAAGCGGGGACGAGAGCCGGCAGUGAUGGACAUAAUGGUUGCGGUGCAGGAUGCGUGUGUUUCUGGUCAGUGGCUAACUGCGAUUAUACUCAGCUUGUGCUGCUUCCUGCCCUCCUGUUUGCCCGCCGGACAAACUGUGGACUACUCCUCGGUGGAGAGCGUGGUGAGCCGGCAAGGGGACACGGCUCUGCUGAGGUGCUACCUGUUGGACGGGACCUCAAAAGGAGCCUGGCUGAACCGCUCCAGCAUCAUAUUUGCAGGGAAUGACAAGUGGUCCGGGGACCCUCGCGUGUCUAUUGUGUCCACUGUUGAACACGAGUACAGUCUUCAAAUACAGAAGGUGGAUAUAACCGACGAUGGCCAGUACACAUGUUCAAUACAGAGUGAGCGCAGUCCACGACCGAAGCUGCUCAACCUCAUUGUGAACGUUCCUCCCAAGAUAUAUGACAUUUCUUCUGACAUCACGGUAAAUGAGGGCAGCAACGUGUCGCUCAUCUGCACGGCCAGUGGGAAACCUGAGCCUGCUAUUUCCUGGAGACACAUAACUCCAUUAGCUCGGAAGCACGACAGCGGGGAAUAUCUAAACAUCACCGGAAUCACCAGGGACCAGGCGGGAAACUACGAAUGCAUCGCCCAAAAUGACAUCUCUUCUCCCGACACCAAGACAGUUAAAGUCACAGUCAACUUCGCUCCAGCUAUCCACGAGAUGAAGAGCCAUUCCAUCGGUCUGGGACGUACCGCUAUGCUCAGGUGUGAAGCUGCUGCUGUGCCAUCUCCAACGUUCGAGUGGUUCAAGGGAGAAAAACGGAUUAUCAAGGGGCAGGGCAUCGACAUCAAGAACCUCAGUUCCAGAUCAGUUCUUACAGUGAACAACAUGACAGAGGACCGUUAUGGGAACUACACAUGCGUCGCCACCAACAAGCUAGGGACGGCUUACGCCAGCGUGCCUCUCAUUCCAAUUAUUGAACCCACCACCACUAGUGCUGUCUCAAGCCCAGCGCCCAACACUGCACCCUAUGGGAGCACAGGAAGUGCGUACGUCCCGCUGGCCUGCCGGUACCUGGUCCUGGCCCUCUCCUCCUUCAUGAGCGUCUACUAGCAGAGGCCUGGUGUGACACAAAGACUGUCGAGAGCAUUUACAGAUCCUCUGAGGCAUGGCUGGAAUCCAAUCUGGAGCAGUUUGUUGACAAGCAAACGUGGGAAAUAAUCAGAAUUAUUUGUGGGGAAUUUUUCUUUUAUUGUGAAAUUUCUGUCAUGUAAAUACUGAGUUUUUUUUUGUUUAUUUUUAAUUAUGAUUCAUGUUUUACCUCUGUUUUCCUCAUCCCCGCAAAGCUCCCUUAACCCCCUCCCUCCACCAAUCAUAUCCCUCAAAGUGAGUUGUCUCUGGGACGUGUCUGGAUACGACAUCUUUUCUAAACAGCUGAACGAAAACUAUUGUGCCAAGUCUCUCAGUCCACUGAAUCACCACACCAACGUUCCGUUGAAUGUAUUAUGGGAUGUAGACGAAAGGAAAGUGCUCAUGAUUCCGGUGAAAAGAAAGAAGUUCUGAACCAGUAUUUAUCGUCCUUUCUCAGUAGGUGGAGAAACAUGUUGAAGGUCUGCUACGUGUUACGCUUGAGGUGGGUUCCUCGGCUUCUGCGCCUGCCUAACUGCGUCGAUGAGGCGGCCUUCAUGGUAGCGAAUUAUAAUGUAUUCCAUCUUUAUAUUUUUACCAUAGAAUUGUUUGUUGUGAUGCGGGACCAGAGUGUUAAAGUAUUUCACGGGGUUGUGCGGAAUGAACCCGGCGUUGCUGUCUUUCGUUCUACAGUCGAGUUUAUGAAUGUCACAGCUGUUAGCGUCGAGAACAAAGAGCCCAAUUUACAUAUUUUGUCUCAAAUAAUCGCAGCACACUGGCAUGAUACUUGAACGGGGCAAGACAUGCAGUUCUCUUUCUCUUUUGCGUCGUUUACAUUCUGCGUGUUGAUGACUACAUCACUGCACAAAUUCAAUCCAUGUUCCAUCUUAAUUAGUUUUGUGUGUGUCUGUGUGUGUGUGUGUGUGUGUUUCAUUCACACGUGGCAACAACAAAAAGAAAGGCCUCAGUUAGUCGAAUGAAACUGUCAAGUUAAAUAACGCACAAUGGCUCGAUUACAAAACAUCACUGAACCCUUGAAUCAAAAUGAUAUAGAUUUGCUCAUGAAUGUUUCUUAAAUAUGUACAAUUGGCAUCCCAUACAGAGACGUAUCAUAUACUGUAUAGCUCCAUUUAACUCUCUAAGGUAUUUCUUUAAAGAUAUCUUGUUGUAUACGCUGACGUUUUAUAAGAAAUGCUGGAGUUUUGAGUCACAUUUUGAACUAACCUCUGCCUCUAGUUCGGCUCCUGUCUUCUCAGGAUUAAGGUUAAAGCUUCGUGUUGUUGAAGCUCAACACCAACACGUCUUGAAAACCACAAACCUCCAACUAGAUUGGCCCUAUUUUAUUUUUUGUUUGGCACUGUUGAAUUCAAACAGCUUCAUAGCAUCGCGACAGGAGCAGAAUCUCCCUGGCUACGCUAACAAAGAUGAUUGUUUUGACUUGCAAAGUAGUCAUCGUGUACUUGAAAUGGCGGUACAUAUGUCCCUGUAGUCUCUUAAAAACUGACGUUGUAGUUCCGAGCACUGAUACGAUACAUACACGAUAACUGUUGAGAGUGCAGCGCCACUACUAAGUGCAAGAGAUGCUACCACUCAGUACUAACCUUUUGAAGCGGCUGCAAUUAUAGUCGACAUCUUUAGCCAAAAGCUCUUUUCCAUCUGUGCCAUCGCUUUUCAUUCCGGACCCGUGAAUUCACUCGGGUGAUUUGUGCCGUGAAAGUGGAGUGUUCUCGGCUGGCGACUCGACGUGACUGGUGGCAGGCAGCAUGUGUAGCAUCAGCACCCACACGGCUCGUGGAUGCGCAGUUCAACAAGUGUAUUGCUUUUAUGUUAAUCCAACUCACACCCGUGUCACUGUCCGCUCGGCAACAUGGCGUACUUCAUAUCCAUCCAGUAUCGUUGAUGUAAACAGAGAUACUGUAUUGCCUUAAAAGUACCAUGGACCAUGAGAUCGACCUCCUUCUCCCACAAAAUAUGACUGAUAACAGAAUGUUUUAACAUGGAGUCCUGACUCGGGUCAGGUCUUUUUCAACGCUGUUAUCCGAUUUAUUUUAGACCCCACGACUGCGAGAGGAACUAAAUUUGAGAAAUAGCCAUCACAGCUCAAAAGACUUAAAGCACAAACACUGUUUCAUGUUCUGUGGUGAUUUGUUUUCAAAAGUCUGCCAAUGGUUUCCUGAAUAUUUAUCAGCUUGUUUGACAGUUUAUGAAAAUACUGCACCAUAUUGUUUCAAUGUUGCGAUACAAUGGAAUAUGGGUCAAAACUAUAUUUAUUCCUUUUUGAAAAAGAUGUAUAGAAAAAUACAUUUGAAGACAUGUAACGUGACAUUUAUUUGAGCGCAGGCUGGCAGAGUUUCUAAUGUCGUCAGGUUCUUUUAGAUGCCAGAGUUGUUUUCCUUUACUUUGUCUGCCAGGUACAUGAAAAAGACAAAUGUUUGCAAUCAAAUGACCUUCUUUUUGAAGCCAAGAGGGUGUGAAACCAAUAUAUCAGUAUAAUAGAACAGAAUCAAUGUGUGUAUAUGUGAAGAAAAUAGGAUACUUUUGAACUUUAGAGCCAGUGUCUUGUCCUAGUUUUCACUCACUGGCGUGUUUGACGAUGUGCAGAGAGUUUGGUUGUGCUGCAUGUCAAAGUUACCCCUGUGUUUUUGAGGUGGACAUUUUGACACACGCUCAUUCUUUACUACCGAUGGAACCAGUUUUUACCAGCUCUUUUGGUUCUGGAUCUGAUCUUGAGAAAAAAAAAUACAUACAUAUAUAUAUAUAUAUAUAUCUAUAUACAUACCACCUAUUAUUUGUGUUUCAUUUGAAUUUAUUGCUAAACAAAAACAACUGCUGUUCAUUAUAGUUAUCGUGGCACAUUGGUGACAGUCGGUUAUGUUGUUCUUUUCUUUCGUUCUGCGGUUUCGACCUGCUAGUAUUCCAUAUAAAAUGUGCUGGAUGUUGAAUAUUUUUGAAAAUGGUAUUAACGAGUCCCUUUUAUCAAAUUAUUAUUAUUUGCAAUAAAAGUCUUCAUGUUACAAUAUUUAAACUCACACUGAGUCAUUUUACAUUGUGUUGUUAGCGUCCAUUGAUGGUAUUCCCUCUCUCUCUUUUUUCAUGUGGAAGUGCUCCGUAAACACAAUUCCGGACAAGUUCUUUGUCACCAAUGGAGAAGGUGUCGCUUAUUGAGUGUGAGGGUGCCAAAGAUUUUGAGUGUGUCUCGUGGAUCCCACUGGACCAGUGCUUCUCAAUUAUUUUCUAUUGCGCCCCCGCAGGAAGAAGUUCACGUUUCGCGCCCCCAACUCUCCGCCACCUCUGUAAAUAGUAUCAUUUGU